GAAAUAAAACAAAGAGAGACCGUCGAUAUGUCGUCGAUAGAUCGUCGAUAGUUCGUCGAUAAGUCGUCGAUAGAUCGUCGUACACUUUGACGAUCGGGUCGGGCGGUGGGAGGGUUAACGACAACACUUUUUAGCAUUGCAACUUCCAUCCUGUCGCUCAAAAAAAAAUUGAAUCUGCUUCUUCGGCGGCCCUCUUUGUAAGGGCCGUCGCCUCACUGGAAGUCAUUGAACGUCGCGGGUUGAUGACAAUCGGUGGGGGGAGGGAGCUAGGAGGCGCGUGUUGAUACUUCCCCACGUAAGAUGGUCACUUAGCGUUCAGUUCAACUUCCCGUGGACCGUCAACACCACGGCAACAACUCAGUGCGACUUCAGUGCCACUACAUUCGCCGUUGUUCAACCCACGUGCCGGGCCGGGCCACAUCGGCAUCAUGGUGGGGGUCUCCCUGCAUGCGCUGGCGUUGUUGAUGUUGGGCGCCGUCUGCUGCGUUCACCUCGCCGCGUGCCCCUUCACCAAAGUGGAGGAGAGUUUCAACCUGCAGGCCACGCACGACCUCCUGUACCACGGCUCCGACCUGCAGCAGUACGAUCACCAUGAGUUCCCGGGCGUCGUUCCUCGAUCUUUCCUGGGCCCCCUCGUCAUUGCUGUGAUGGCUGCCCCAUGGGUGCACCUCUCCCAUGCCCUUGGAGCUAGCAAGUUCGUCUCCCAGUACAUCGUGCGUGGCUGCCUGGGCGUGUGCGUGCUGCUCGCGCUCUGCCGCUACAUUGGGGCUGUGCGCGCGGCGUUCGGACACCGCGUGUCUGUGUUCACGGCGCUCGUGACGGCGAGCCAGUUCCACCUGCUCUUCUACAGCUCGCGCAGCCUCCCCAACUCCAUGGCCCUGCCCCUCGUAUUGGAGGCGAUGGCUGCGUGGCUGGGGAGCCGGCACGCCACGUUCGUGCGGUGUUCGGCGUGUGCCGUGCUGGUCUUCCGCGUAGAGAUCGCGCUGCUCGUUGGGCCCAUGCUGCUGCUGUCGCUGUGGAGACGGCAGCUGAGCGUGACCGACGCGCUACGCCUCGCUGUGCCCGCUGGGCUCUUUUUUCUCGGGCUGACUGUGGCUGUGGACUCUUUGUUUUGGCGCCGACCAUUGUGGCCAGAAGGAGAAGUGUUUUGGUUCAAUGCCAUCCUCAACAAGAGCUCCCAGUGGGGCACGCAACCUCUGCCCUGGUACUUUGUGUCGGCUCUGCCACGAGCCCUCGCAAGCAGCGCCCCGCUCGUAGCGGUGGGCGCGUGGUGCGACCGGCGCGUGCUUCCCAUGCUGCUGCUGUCGCCGCUCAUCUUCGUUUCGGCGUACUCGGCACUGCCGCACAAGGAGCUGCGCUUCGUCAUCUACGUCGUUCCCGCGCUUAACGCGGCGGCAGCACGAGCCUGCGCCCUCGUCUUUAACACCGCGCACAAGUCGGCGUGGCGCAAGCUGGCGGCGCUGGCCGUGUGCGGGCACCUGGCGCUGAACGGCGCGUACAGCGCGUGCCUCCUGUACGCGUCGUCCCACAACUACCCCGGCGGAGACGCCAUAACACGGCUGCACGAGCUGGUGCCACCGUCUCAGAAUGUCUCCAUUCACAUGGAUGUAGCAGCAGUACAGACUGGCGUUUCAAGGUUUACGCAAAUUCAUGAUCACUGGAGGUAUGACAAGCGGGAAGACCUGGACCCGAGCGAUGUGGACGGAUCCCUUGCGUACACACAUCUGCUGCGGUCGGCCGAGGUGGCCCUGGCGGGGCUGAAGGAAGGCCCCUUCUCCAGGACCCACCGCAUCCUGCAUGUCGUGCGCGGCUUCGUCGGGGUCUCGUUCGAUCGCCGCCGAUUUCCGCCGUUCGCCGUGGAGCUGCGUCCCGCCGUGGUGCUUCUCGCGCGGAAUCCAUACGUGGAGUCGGUGGAACUUCCCGCUGGUGGCCUAGUUGCCUGAGAUGGCGGCCGGGGCAUGGAUUGGUGGCAAAGGAAGGGUGAAAAGAAGAAUGAGCUCGGCUCAGUGUGUGUGUGUGCUUGAAAUCUCUUUCGUUGCACAGACUGCCUGAAAGACAAUCAAAAGAGACCGUUACAAUGGGUGCCACUACUUCCUUCUGCCAGGUUCCACAGUUGUACCGGUGACACCCGACCUCCAAAGCUCUGCUCUGAGAGUUUCAUUACUGCCACCAUCUGGCUUUUCUCUUCCCCUUGGGCACUGACCUGUGGUUGCCACUCCACUGCCUGUCUCAUUAACCUGCACUCUUUUCUCACGCACACACGUCACACUCACCACGGCCUCCCCUGUCUAAUUAUCAGCAGUGCUUACCUGCUGCAUCGCAUUGGAUGGUUGUCUCCGAUCGUAGUCGACGAUGACAGCCCAUCGAUUUCUCUUUGUGUUUACAGUGCAGGAGUCCAGUAGGGGGCACAGGUGGUGCAUCGGCCAGUCGUCUCAGUCGAUCCGUGGCACCUGGGUCUGCCCCGUGACCUCCUGCCACCGGGCAUUCGACACUUCACGUGGCCUCAACGUGCACAUAGCCUGGCACAAGCGCCGUGGUGACGUCAUCACCAGUCCAGGGCUGCGUUCAACUGGGGCAGAGCACUCCAGAACACUCUUCUUUGUCGGCUCAGAGUGCGGCACAGCAGGAGCCAACGGUCCGACGGGCCGCCUCGCCGAGCGAUAGGUGGCUCGGUUCAAAGUCAAGCCAAUCGGAUGAAGCGCCCUAUCUUCCUGCGAACUCCCGGUUUAUGGACGUGACGCGCGCGUGCCCCAUUGGCUGAGCUGGUGCGUGAUGUCACCCGCCGUUGCGAGGGACUCGGCAUCCUUUUAAAUCGUCUCGAUUUGCUGUUAGAACUGCUCUUUGUGUUUAGUUUGUUGUCCCACCCCGCCCCCCGCACCUCCGAUUAGCACAAUUGACUACGUGCGGUGAAGUUGAACGUACAUACAUCCUAGCAAACGCGCCGUUCGCGAAGAGCUAACGUUCGCCUCGUGGCUCCACGACAGAGCCCUCUCUGCCCAUUGAACGCACCCCUGAUGUCAUCCGCGCUUCCAAGUAGCUGCUUACCUUAUGCUACUAUUACAUUUCUAUUAUGCUCCAUGUACCCAAAAACCCAUAAGUAUUUUUUUAAAUCCUUUAUAUUAAGUUCGCUUGCUUGCUUACGACCGUGCAAAUCUUUCGGUCUUUUUUUAACCCACUUCCCGUGAUCCAAUCGAGCUGACAUUUUCCACACAGACUCGUUGUGCGUGACAAUUAAUGUUCGUGAAAAAAUUUUUCCAAAAUGUGACACUUUUUAGGACAAAAAUAUUCUAAUUACCAAUUGCUUAAUGGUGCAAUGCAAUCAUCUGACCCAUAGGUGGCAGCCAUCUCAAGCCAGAGGACGAGAGGACUCUUGUCGCCACGCAUAUAAAGGAUCUAUAGUGAAAAAUUUCGUUUUUACGGGUUAUACUUGUUCCUUUGUUUCCAGGGGGACUCACGAAGGCUCAUAACGACAACGUCAGAGCAAUGGGCCGGCACCUGUGAGGUGUGGGCUAUAAAUCCCAGGCACGGUUAUAGUCUCCCUGCACAAAAUAUUUUUUGAAACAAGCGCUGCUCUCCCAUUGACAGCUUUGAGCCAGUGGUGGAGAGUCCACAUUCCCUCACCAGGAGUCAACCUCCUCUACUCCACAUAGCAAACUCUUUACCUUCCAUGAAGUGAUGCUCAUUUAAUCUUUCCCGGAAGGAUGAUGGGCUAAGAUGAUAGAAAUGCGAAUAACAACAGUUGUUUAUCCAGGGAAGUCUCGUUUAAGUCUCAAGUAUUUUUCAACAGGGUCCUGAAUUUUAAUGUUUGGCAUUUUUCUCAUGGAGCAUUAAUUGCAUUUGAAGGUAGGCAUAAUUACCCAGUGAAAACCCACACAUACAAGGGGUGAUGUCACCACCGUGUAAUCAAUACAUAUGGGUCUGCAACAUCGUUCUUGCACUGCCAUCUGCUGGUCACCCCACUGCACCUGCAUUCAUCAUCAUCAUCACCCUUGGUUACCGACCUCUGGGUUCCACUCCAAUGCCUGUGUCGAUAACCUGCCCCCUUCUAACCCACCACAGCCUCUUCACUGCUAUCGCUCUUGCGUGUGACUGUUUUUGCAAGGUUCACCAGGUCCGCCUAAAAAUUCCUGAAUUGCAGUCUCAUGUCGCCACCACCAGCACCGCCGCCAUGUUCACCGCUCCAGGCUGACCGUUCUGAGCGCGCAGCUGGCCUGGAAAGGAACCCCGCGUGGAUUCUCCCCAUUGAGCGGCGAGCGUCUCUUCUGAGCCUGUCGCACUCCGCAGUAAACGAGUGGCGGCCGAAGAAUUGUCCUCGUAGCCCCCACCCCCCCAAAGGCUCGUGCUGUCCCAUCCCAUUCCAUCCCACGCCGCCACACCUUGCUCCCUUCCCUCCCUCCCAGGUAAUGUGUGAAAUGCGAUACCCGCGAUAAUGGAAGUGUUGUGGGAGGUGAAGACAAGCACCGUGUUUUACAACUGCCGGGCGUCUGCAAAGGGCACCCACCCUGAACCGUGUAAUGCGACACUUCUGGCGGAGGGGAAUGACUGGUUAUUUGCCACAAGUUAUCUCGCGUCGUUAAUUGCGCAUUGAGUUGGUCUUCCCACACUUUGGUUGUGGUCCGGGUGCGCGAUUGCCGCCUUUCUGUGUCGUGUUAUUGGCCUGGUGGUGUUGUGGUUGGAGCGCACGACUCGCAAUCAAAAGGGUGCAAGUUCAAACACGGGUCGGUCUUACUUGGGCCCAUCAUUAACAUCACCAACGUCCUCCAUGAAAUAAUAACGUUGUCCUUUCGUUACCCAUGGAAGCUCCCACCGAGUCCAAAGGACAUUUCUUUCGUCGGGUCCUGCUUUGUGAUGUUUGGUACAUUCCGUUGAUGGGCGUUUGGCUUCAUGUGGGGAGAUAUAACCAGAGUGCCUCAAGAGAAACCCACGCAUGUGAAAGGGAUAGGGGGGGCGGUUAAUGUAGUUUUUUUUACUUGCAGACCUCAGGUCGUGAGUCAUGCACUCUUAACCACAGAUCUACACAAUGGAAUGAUCGCCAUGCAACUUGAUGAAGGUUAACGCAACACUAUUCGCCGUUAACUUUUUUACACGUUAUCUUUUUGAGCAUAAUGUGCUCACCCCUCAAUCGGUUGUCCUGAGCGACUGGAGGAAAUUCCACAUUCUUGUAGCGAGGGGACCAAUUUAUCCACAGGAUUAUUAGCACAAUUUCCACCAUGCGAUGUUGUCUCAACACGUGUGUGUGUGUACAUGUACAACACUUCGUCAUUUCACUGCUGGGCGAGGGCCUCCUCCCCAUGCCAUGAGGAUCAUGGGAAUUGUUUAGCCAUACUUCACCAUGCUGGUCAAUGUAGGUUUAUGAAGGCGGGGGGGAGCAUAGAUGUAUGGAUGUGUGAGCAUAGAAAGUACAUAGCAACAAUGUGUUUAUCUGCACUGCUUGCCACCCACUACGUCACCCCCAAGCAGCCUAUGACAACCUGCUGUGCAUGGUGAUUGUCCAUCCAAGCUCUGUCCAAAUUGGAACCUGCUUAGCUUCCGAGAUCUGAUACGCUCGUUUGCAUUCCAGGUGAUGUGGAAAAAAGCGUUGUCUCUGCUAGUAGCGCUCAUUUAAAUCUCCCAGAGGGAUGACGAUGAGAAUGAUGGCGACUGGAUUUGAACCCGAGUAAUAGUAAUGCUCUUUUGCAUUGUCUUAUGCAUUAUGGCCAGGAUUUUAACCCUUAAGUUUAAAACCUUGGAGCCCUAUUGCUCGCUCAGUAAAAGUAUAUUCCAACCUGUAAUGUAUUUUAUGGCAAAAGUGCAUUAGCAAUUCAUUGUGGACUGUAAUAGAAUAAUCAUGAAAUUUAAAUAUUGGUUUAAAGGUCACAUGGCCAUGUUCUCCCUGCUGUGUAAAGGAUUAAAAAGGCCACUUGAAAGUUUUUUUUAAAGAUAAAUCCUUUGAUCUUUUCCACAGCUAUUCUGACGAAAGGGCAGACCGUGGGAUUUCCAAAUGGAUUCUUCAAAUUGUAUAUAAGCAAAAUAUAAUCAUGAAAGCAGACCAAGCGAAUAUGUAUAUAUAAGGGUUAAUUCACUCUAUCACGACCUCGCUCCCGUUGGUUGAAUCAGCCCUAAACGAGUUUGUGGUGCAACAUAUAAAUGGCAGCACUGGGGAGACAGGUGGCCAGACACGCGUGGUGCUGGCCACCUAACUAUGUCGUGCCACCUGUAAGUGCCCUCUCGGCUUAUUAAUAUGUAUGUUGACUCAGGAAAGUCUCAUCGAGUCUCGGGAUUAUUUUUAUAAGGGUCCUGCUAAUUUUUUGUUUUACAGCAGAGGCCGAUGUUUGCCAUGUCUAAUCCCAAUUGAGUGAUUUUGUGGUGUAAUUUAUCAAACUUGUAUCGUGGUGCCGGUAGCACACAAUGGAUUUCUCUUGCGAAUUACGUCAUGGCAUCUUUAAAUCCACUGUGAGCGAAGCAGACGGACCGUAGUAUUUGUAUGGUUCAAACCCACCGCAGUAUUAACCAGGGGCGGCCAUUGGAUUCGAACCGCGAACCUCUGCAACAGCGGCAAACGCGCUCCUGAUGGGCAUUGUCACCUCCCUAUAAUGCUUGUACCUACAGUCAAUAAGGCUUAAUCAGGGAUCUUAGUGGAGGUGUGGCCGUGGUGCUGGCCACCCACCUCCUCGUGUGCCGUUCCGGCCUUCAUAAGUGCUGGCUAACAGCACUUACCCCGGCAGUCUGUUAAGGCUACACGGGGGAUCUUUGUAGGUGUGCGUUGUCGCAUGGGUGUCACCUGUCAACCGAGUAAUAUUCCCACUGAGAGGCGUCCCUUAAUCCGUGACGGAAUGUAACAGCUGAUCAUUUCCAAUCAUGUCAUUGAAGUAAAAAUGACGAAACCAACACUGGAGCGCUUUGGGCUGUGAAAAUUUUAAUUUCAAAAGGGCACGCUUUCAUUUCAUCACUUUUAAUAUAGUGACAGAUUUUUGAACAUCCACGAUAUCGCUGUGCUCGAUUUUUUUAAUCAUUACACUUGUGUCCUUUUGAUGAUACAUAUCAUUGCUGGGCAUGUAACACUUAUGUUAAGUAAUAAUUAUUCACGUUUGAAAACCUCGCUCUGCGUACUAAUUUUAUAAGAGUGUCCUUCUGAUGUUUGAUCAUUUCCUUAUUCGUUUGUUUAGUGGGUGUAGGAACUAGAGGGCACAGAGAAACCCGCAUAGAAAAGGGAAAAUUGUUUGCAAAGGUAAGCUAGCAACCUACUUGCACUGCCGCUUGUGGGCAGUCCAAGCAUCUUACAUACAUGGUGACACCAUCUUUGUAUGAUCCACCAACCCCCCACCUGGCAUGCAUCCACGACAUCUGGCCAAAUACAUUCACAGUGUCUCCUGCUGAACAGGCAGUGUUCUCUACCACAGGUGACCCCGAGCAAGUGGUGGAGAGUUCACGUGACGAUGACGAGGGGCGAGUCUUAGCAAAAGACCACUGCAGUCUGUUCUUUCACGUGGUAGUUGCGUUCCUGAAGAACACCGCGUUAUGGAAAAAUCGCGUUAUAAUAAAUAAUGUAGGGUAAAGCACAGUCGGCGAUAACACGUGAGAUGCGUAUGCAGGCUAAACAAAGACUGGGGCGCGUGGGUAGCAUCUAGAAGCAUCCAGCAGCAUCCCGCCUUGUGCGAUGCUAAGCCAAGGCAGCCAUACGACCGCCUAUUUCUACUCGCGCGACAUCGUUCUGUUCACUCAAUCGCGUUCUAUCCAAUUGGCAUCCGCGUUAUGAAAAAUGUGCUCCCUAAUGCACUCGUGGCAUUAUAUUCAAUUUGCGUCAUGAAAACACGCGUUGUAGGAGAAACACACUGUCCCUUCGACCUCCCACAAAGUGGGUGACUUGAUUAAGUGAACAGCAUAUGCACCGUCUCUGUGAGUUUGGGUCAUUAUAUGGUAGGUAUAUCUGCAACGAUGGAGCGGCACGUGUACUUGGCCAUGCCACUGCUGGCAGAAGGACCUCCACAAAAAGAGAACUCGCUCUGUUCGUGGGUAUGUUGGCAUUACUCUUCCACGCUGGCAAAAAGUCUCGGAAGAGAUUAGAGUAUGUAUAUACCAGGGGUCGGCAACCUACGGCUCCGGAGCCGCAUGCGGCUCUUUACGGGCUGCUUCUUGACGAUAUGUACGUAUGUACAGUAUGUACUCAGAUGCAUUGCGGCUCUUGAAAUACUGAAUUUUGUACUGAAUUGGAAAGAAAUGGCUCUUCUUGUUAUUUUGGUUGCCGACCCCUGGUAUAUACCGUUGCACUUAGCCAGAAACCUCAGAAAACCGUACGAAGACUGCACAGAGGCUGUGUUCUAUAAUCCAGCAGUGGAAACGUGGAAGACUCCUUCACUCCCUGAGGUGGCUCCUGCUUCUGUUUGCUCUCGGUAGCAAGUGUUUUAGUAAAAGGAAAAAAAUGUUCCCCAUCACAACUUACAAUUAAUGAUAUUAACAUUAUGCACUAUGUUUUAUACGGCAAAAGAGUUGCCGUAUAGAAACAGUGCUGGAAAGAAAGCAUUGGUCCAGGAUUCCCUGAUGGAACGUCCACAUUACUAUCUCUUAAAAAUCUUAUGGCCGCAUGUUUAGCUCUUUUGGAACUGGUGGUCUGAACAAGGCUGGGAUCAUUGAACAUGCAAUGUGGUGAUCAGGUGGCAUGCAAAGCACGAGGGAGUCGUGCCUUCCCGGUGUUUGAAAGCGCAUGUUUGUACGUCGAUUUUGCCCCCUUACAGAAAGUCCACAGGCCAAUUGACUUAUUGUAUUCCUAAGCGAUGUGUUCUGUGACUCGUAUGCAUAAGACCUUGUCCUCCCCCCACACCUCCGAUUUGCACGGUUGGCUACAUACAGAGCGAAAGAAGUUCAUACAAUAAUACUUAAGACACACUGACUUAAUCUGUCAAACUUUGCAUUCCUGUUGGGUGUCUUAUGAGCUGUUGAGUAUCUUCAUUUUUUUUAACUUAUCCAUUUGCAUCCAAGAGACACCAAUAAUUGGAUCUCUGUGACAAUCGCCCACAUCGUCAGACAAAGUCUCUGAACCUGCGGGUUGUGGGAAAACGUCCAUUCAUGCGUCAAGUGAUGGCAGUGAGGUAUUUCUGGUUUAGGGACAAUUGCCUGACACUUUUGAGUCACCUGACAGAUACUAACAACAGCUGUCGUGAAAAUACGAGGCAAGCGUUUACAGGUCGGGUACCUUGAUUGUAUGUUUGAACUUCGUAUUACAAGCAGGUGGGAACUCAUUGAGGCAGCAAGUCUCGUCUGCAAGGCAGACUUUUUGGGAUGGUCAAGUCAAAGUGGUGUUUUUGUUGCUCAAGUGAGCAUUUCGAGUGUUGGAAAUGCCAUAUUACCACCCAUCGAGCAGCUUCCUGUUGGCUUCCCCAUCGAACAGAAGCAGUUCGGUGGCAGCAGUCGCUCGUCUUGGCAGGACUCUCAACAUCUUUCAGAGUCUUGGGGCGCCACGGUGGUGAGAUGUGAACUCCUUCGCCUGGUAUGCAGGAGGUCCUGGGUUCAAUCCCGACUCUGAUGACGCCUGUAUAUUUGGAGUUUGCGUGUUCUCUCUCCCCGUGGUCGCGUGGAUUAUACUCGGGGUGCUCCGGGUUUUCCCUCCACAUUUAGAAACAUGCGUUUAGAGCAUUUGGCUGCAGUAAAUGUCCACACGAUAAGCAACUUCGUUGAGCUAUCAUUUGUGGCCAGGUCGCUUAUGAAAAAAAGAGCUACAUAGCUCAUUGGGCCUUACCUGGCAAAAUAAAAUAAAAAAAAUGUUCCGUAAUGUUCACUUAGAGGCCGGUGGGCCAGACUUGCGUAGGAGGCUGCUGUCCGGUCUAGCAAAGUUUCCCCCUGUUAUUUUGAAAACCCGAUCUGGAUGAACGUAGUUCAGCCCCGACCCUUGACCGCGUGUAGUUGUGACCUCGCCAGAAGCCAGCCAGGUCGACGCUGGACAUGUGAGGGUUUCAGAAUCAUUAAGCACUUUUAAAAUAAGUCUAAAAUCUGGCUUUUUUAAACUGGCUUUUAAUUAGGAUAUUCUUAAUGUGUUAUUUUUAUUAUGUCUUUGGAAUUUGGUACGUGAUUUUAUUUUGGGUACAAUUUCACUUGUAUCGUUCAUGCCUGUAAAACACGAUGUAUUGCAUUUUUUUGCACGAAUAGUGCUAUAGAAAUAAAGUUUGAUUGUGUG
Molecule: messenger RNA, 10147 nt
Organism: Lethenteron reissneri (Far Eastern brook lamprey)
Lineage: Eukaryota; Metazoa; Chordata; Hyperoartia; Petromyzontiformes; Petromyzontidae
Gene: ALG12
Product: ALG12 alpha-1,6-mannosyltransferase
Biological process (GO): protein N-linked glycosylation
Cellular component (GO): endoplasmic reticulum membrane
Molecular function (GO): alpha-1,6-mannosyltransferase activity
Source: RefSeq, a predicted model, not a curated record